Molecule: messenger RNA, 875 nt
Organism: Tripterygium wilfordii
Lineage: Eukaryota; Viridiplantae; Streptophyta; Magnoliopsida; Celastrales; Celastraceae
Product: blue copper protein
Exons: 2
Coding region: 149-703 (184 amino acids)
Cellular component (GO): plasma membrane
Molecular function (GO): electron transfer activity
Source: RefSeq, a predicted model, not a curated record
UUUGAAAACAGAUAGAAUUAAGUGGACCAAACCUUUACUCACCCAAGUCUCUUUCCAUGUUUAUAUAAAGCAGUCCAAACCCCCUCAAAUCCUCCAACAACUAGGACCCCAAAUCAAGCGUCUAGCUUCCCUUCUCUCAAAAUCCCAAAUGGCAAUUGCAUUUGCAAGCAUGAUAGUACUUCUGGUUUGGUGUAUGGUGGUGCCAAUUAGCGUGGCAACUGUUUACACUGUAGGAGACACCAGUGGAUGGGUACUGGGUGUUGAUUACAGUACAUGGACUAGUGACAAGACCUUCACAGUUGGUGACAAGCUUGUGUUCAACUAUGGAGGUGGGCAUACAGUGGAUGAAGUGAGUUCCAGUGACUACAGCAGCUGCACAUUAGGAAAUUCAAUUACAACAGACAGUAGUGGUGCCACCACCAUUACACUCAACAAGGCAGGAACUCAUUAUUUCAUAUGUGGUGCCAUGGGACAUUGUGGAAGUGGCAUGAAACUUGCUGUCACUGUUGGAUCUGGAUCUUCUUCCUCUGGCUCACCAUCAACUGGCACUUCACCGGCUGCUUCCGGCGGUAGUACUACUACCACCACACCCACCACCAGCACACCAAAAUCCAACAUACCUGAAUCUUCUUCAGAUAAUCUCUCCCCAUUUGUAGCUCUAGUGAUCACCUGGGUUUCAUUAGUUGUUUUGAAUUUUUCAUGAAUAUGGCAAGGGAAUUCUACCCUGGCCAGGAUAGAGGCAGUGCUCUGUUCUUUACUUUUAUUUCUGUUCUUGUUAUCAGUUUAGAAGGAGCGUUCACCAGUGUUGUGGUUGAGUAGGAUGUUUUUUUCUGUACGUUUGCAUAUGUUGCUUUGUGUAAUUUUUUUUAUUUCAA